AUGUGGAAUAUCACUCUUGCUCAAUUCCUAGCAAACAACUUUGUCAUCACAGGCUAUAUUAUGCAAGUGACGGCCUCAGCCACUCUCGGCCUUAUCAAACUCACAAUUUUCCUCUUCUACGCCGAGAUCUUCUGGGUGCUUGAAUGGUGUCGAUGCGUGAUCUAUAUUGGUGCCAGUAUUAGUACCGCCUUCUAUUUGUCCAUAACCAUCGUCCAGUUCUAUUUCAUGACGCCACGACCUGGAGAAAGCAUGGCGAAACACUUUGGCGGGAAUAUGGCUGCGAGGGUGACCAGCUUGUCGAUCCCAACCACCUCUGUUGGUCUAGCAAUAGAUAUUUUGCUAUUAAUCGUGCCAUUACUAGCGGUUUUCCAAUUGCGUCUGGCGAAAAAGAAAAAGGUUCAAUUACUUUUGACCUUUCUCAUUGGUAUUUUGUAUGUCUCCGAUCACUCUUCUGUAGCUCUCUCAGCCAAUAACGAAUGA
Molecule: messenger RNA, 480 nt
Organism: Talaromyces rugulosus
Lineage: Eukaryota; Fungi; Ascomycota; Eurotiomycetes; Eurotiales; Trichocomaceae
Exons: 2
Coding region: 1-480 (159 amino acids)
Source: RefSeq, a predicted model, not a curated record